UUUUUAACAAUCAUUGAUGAACAACAGGACAACGCGAUAACUGAGAGCAAGAAGAGCAAACUAGAGUUCAUCAUGAAAAUCGAAGCCGAUUCCGAUGUUCAAGCUCCUCUUCUUCCAGAAAUACUCCAAUCGGCGACUGAGAACUCCAAUGCUUCGAUUCUCGGCGCGGUUUUCAAUGUAUCCACCACUAUAAUCGGCGCAGGAAUCAUGUCUAUCCCUGCGACUUUCAAGAUACUCGGAGUGAUACCGGCUUUCGUCUCAAUGACAAUCGUUGCCUUCUUGGUGGAUAUCUCCGUCGAAUUCAUGCUUAGAUUCACUCAUUCAGGUCAUUCGACGACUUACGCUGGCUUGAUGCGCGAAUCCUUCGGAUGGCCAGGAUCCAUAGCUGUACAGGUUUCUGUUAUGAUCACCAAUCUCGGUUGCUUGAUCAUCUAUUUGAUUAUUAUUGGAGACGUUUUGUGCGGUAAUCAACCUGAUGGAAUAACGCACUUUGGCGUCCUGCAAGAAUGGUUUGGCGUUCAUUGGUGGAACGCUCGCGAUUUUGUACUCUUUUUAGUUGUUGUCUUUAUCAUGCUACCAUUAGUGAUGGUCCGUCGUGUUGAAUCUUUGAAGUUCAGUUCUGCUGUGUCGAUUUUUCUAGCACUUGUAUUUGUGGCCAUAUGUUUUGCAAUGGCAAUUUCUGCAAUAUUUGCCGGAAAAACAGAGACCCCCAGGCUAGUACCUCAUUUGGACGGCCAAGCUUCCUUCUUCAAUCUUUUUACUGCCAUUCCAGUCAUUGUCACUGCCUUCACUUUCCAUUUCAAUGUUCAUCCAAUUGGAGCCGAGUUUCCUAAACAAGAUCAAAUGAGGUGUGCAGUUAGAAUCUCGCUCGUACUCUGCGCAUCCAUCUACAUUGCUGUUGGUAUAUUCGGGUAUCUUCUAUUCGGAGAUUCCAUCAUGUCUGACUUACUCAUGAACUUUGAUCAGAGCUCCGAUUCUGCAUUUGGUUCGUUGAUGAACGACGCCGUUCGACUGAGCUAUGCACUCCAUCUAGUUCUAGUGUUCCCUUUACUGAAUUUCUCAUUAAGGGCUAAUAUUGACGAAUUCUUGUUCCCAAAUCAACCUCCAUUGGCAACAGACAAUUCGAGAUUUCUCCCCAUCAGUUUCAUCUUGCUGAGCAUAUCUUACCUGUUAGCUAUAACAAUUCCGGAUAUAUGGUAUUUCUUUCAGUUCAUGGGAUCCACUGCAGCCGUCUGCCAAGCUUUCAUCUUUCCUUCUGCAAUUGUUCUAAGAGAUGUUCAUGGGAUAUCAUCAAGGAGGGACAAGACGAUUGCUACUUUGAUGACUGUUCUUGCUUUAGUUACAAGCACAAUCGCGAUUGUCACAAAUAUCUGUAAUCUUUUCGGAACCAAAUCCUAACCAUUGUUCUCUAUACUUUUGGGUCAUGGUUCAUUUUUUGUAUUGUAUCAAAUUCUAUACAAACUAUGUAUGAAUGUAUUUUUAUAUUCAAUACCAUGUUUUAUAUUCUUUUGUA
This is a messenger RNA of Impatiens glandulifera, 1513 nucleotides long. RefSeq names its product amino acid transporter AVT6C-like. Gene Ontology annotation, molecular function: amino acid transmembrane transporter activity. Bases 73 to 1398 code for a protein of 441 amino acids. NCBI's taxonomy places the organism in Eukaryota, Viridiplantae, Streptophyta, Magnoliopsida, Ericales, Balsaminaceae. Gene Ontology annotation, biological process: amino acid transmembrane transport. The record is from RefSeq and is a predicted model, not a curated record. The transcript is spliced from 5 exons.